UGACGAUGACAUUGUGCUGAUACUACCCACAUCCCCACUGAUACUUCGCACCACUUAAACUAUCUGUACUUGCCAUCCAAAUCAAGCAACCUUGACCGAACGAUCUGACACCAAAGCGUCUACGUAGAGUUGAGAGCGAUGAUCGAUCCCACAGAGAAUGAAGGGCCAUUCCCCUGCAAGCAGCGGCAACCAUCUGAAUCAAGAGAGAGGCGAGCGCUAAGCGGAGAGCGUGCGGCAGCAGUUCAGAGUUUCCGGGUAUAAGACAGGUCGACAGUUUCGGGGGGCCACUUCCUCGCCGUAUACGACCGCUCUUGUUCUCUGUGUGCGCGCGUUUGUGUGUGUGUGACUGGGUGCAUGUGUGCGCCUGUAGGAAACGACACGUACACCGCAUAUGAUCUAGAGCCAUGGAGUAUUUGCAAGAAUGUGCUGCAGAAGCCAAGAAACGGGUCGUUGUCAUCGGGGCUGGAGCCAGUGGUCUGACAGCAAUCAAGGCGUGUCUCGAAGAAGGGCUCGAUGUCGUCUGCUACGAAAAGUCUGAUCAUGUGGGCGGGCUAUGGCGCUACUCCGACGAGAUCGUACAAGGUCAAGCAUCCGUCAUGAAGUCCACCAUCAUCAAUUCCAGCAAGGAGAUGUCAGCUUUCAGCGACUUUCCCCCGGCUGCCCAUUAUCCGAAUUACAUGCACAACUCCAUGAUGAUAAAGUACAUUGAAGAUUACGCCCAACACUACAAACUCACGGAAUACGUCAAACUCAAACACGAGGUCCUCGACCUUGAACCGACCUGUGGCAAGAAACGGGAAGUCUGCGGCCUGUGGGAAGUGACCGUCAAAGACCCCGAAGGUAAAACCAGCAGCCAAGUUGUGGACGCUGUGAUGGUGUGUUCAGGCCACCACGUCUACCCACUGCUCCCCAGAUUCACGGGCCAGGAAAAAUUCAAAGGACGUAUCAUACACACUCACGACUAUAAGAGACCCAAGGGAUACGAAGACAGAAACAUCGUCGUCAUCGGUGUCGGCAAUUCUGGCGGAGACGUCGCCGUCGAGCUCUCCGCUGUCGCCAAGCAGGUAUACCUGAGCACCCGUCGAGGUGCUUGGAUCAUCCACCGCGUGGGUCGGCAGGGACGUCCCUUCGACGCACAGUACACGACGCGUCUCCUCAACUGGCUCUUCCACAGGAUGCCCUACCAGGUCGUCUGCUGGUUCUGCGAGUACUUCAUCAAUCAGAAGUUCGACCAUGCCGCGUAUGGACUGAAGCCCAAGCAUCGCAUCUUUGGUCAGCAUCCUAUGGUCAACGAUGCGUUGCCCAACAGAAUACUCAGUGGAACUGUACUCGUCAAGGGGAACAUACGAGAGAUCCGUGAGCAUGGCAUUAUGUUCGAAGACGACCGCGAGGAAACUCCCGUGGACGACAUCAUCCUGGCGACGGGCUACAAGGUCUACUUCCCUUUCUUGCGAGAUCAAGUGCUGCCCGUACAGGAGAAUCGGGUGGACGCUUACCGCCUGGUGUUCCCUCCGGAUCUUCCCGGACUGGCCCUCAUUGGUCUUGCUCAACCCAUCGGAGCCCUCCUGCCAGUGUCCGAGAUUCAGAGUCGGUGGGCUUCCAGGGUCUUCUCGGGGAAGCUCAGCUUGCCUUCGCACAUUCGCAUGUGGGAACAAAUCCAAGACUAUCACGACAGGUGUCGUGCACGCUACUUCGCUGGUCCACGCAACACGCUGCAGAUCGACUGGAUCGACUACCUGGACGAAGUCGCGGUCGAACUGGGUGUGAAGCCUAACGUGCCGAAGAUAGCCAUCAAGGACCCUGUCCUAGGCUGGCACCUAACAGCGGGGCCAUCUUUGUCCUACCAGUACAGGCUCGAAGGACCUAAUCCGUGGCCCGGAGCACGCGAAGCCAUUCUGACGUACGAAGAGCGCGUCCGCGGAGCGUUGGAAACCAGGAAGGUUGACACGACCAGCAGCAAAGACCUCUUGGGCACUGUGGAGUCCUUGGGAACGUUGCUUCUUGGAGCCUUCUUUAUGUUGUGCCUGGCUUAUCUGGCAGUUUGGCUGUUUUAAUGUAUUUUAUCCCAUAAUAUUGCGCGUAUUACUGUCCUGGACUGCGGCAUACUGUGCUCAGAGUGCUGGAAGCAGUCCUCACUGAGAAGCUGUCGCAUCUCUUCAAAGCGCCACUAUGAAAUACAUAUCUACAGCUGUCUAUAGUCUUCCAACGUGAGGCGGGGACCGGAGACCGGGAAGCUGCGUCCGCUUUUACUGUGAGACACACGCCAGAGCUCCGAUUGAGGUCCCCUUCUCUUGCAGAAUCAGAAUGAUUUGCGUACUGGAUCUCUUAGCGAGGUUGACCUAUGGUAGGAAAUAAAAAUCAAUCAAUCGUGUUUCAGUAUUGCGAGCAUAAAUCAGGGAAAAAGAAGCACAUUUGUUGUAAGUACUACACACUUACAAGUUGUGUUGUCUUCUCAUCUCAACUAAAAAUAACAGCGGGAAUGUUUUUCUCUAUGCAUUUUACGAAGUAUAGUUUUAUACCGUGUACGAGUGUGUGUCUUCCCAUGUACAGGACUGAAGCACUUCAUUGUUUGUACAUAUGUACGCAUAACAGUUUCUUGUUAUUUAAUAAAG
Ornithodoros turicata is the source of this 2612-nucleotide messenger RNA. RefSeq names its product flavin-containing monooxygenase 5-like. Bases 405 to 2054 code for a protein of 549 amino acids. NCBI's taxonomy places the organism in Eukaryota, Metazoa, Arthropoda, Arachnida, Ixodida, Argasidae. The record is from RefSeq and is a predicted model, not a curated record. Gene Ontology annotation, molecular function: N,N-dimethylaniline monooxygenase activity; NADP binding; flavin adenine dinucleotide binding. The transcript is spliced from 6 exons.